AUGGAAGAGGAUACGCUACCUCAUUUUUCAGGCAUCGCGGAUAAUGUGGCAUCACAUCAGAGAUGUGAAAACUUCAUUUUUGACAGUAUCACUGAGGAAAACUCCUUCCAAGAUUUGACCACAUAUCCUAACACUCAAAAUCCAUCAAAACCACCUGGAAUGUCAGAGUUAAAAAAGAAAAUGGAGACUGGUAAAGAAGGCUCAAUCACCUUAAAGAGCAAAUUGCUUGACGCCCCAAUUAUAAAUGAAUAUGCUGAUACCCAGCUACAUAACCUGGUAAGAAUACAUGAAAGAACUGCCAUUUACAAGAGAAACUUGACAGAGGCAGAAACAUCCUCACCUGAAGCCAGCCUGCAGGAUGCAAAAUCCAUAGCUACAUCUUCAAUAAAAGAGAGGAAUUCUGAGCUAAGAAAAGAACGUUGCUGUAGCAUGUUGUGUUACAGAUUCCAGAAGGCACCUGUGACAGAGUACCUGAAAAGAAUGCAACUACCAAGAAGCAUAGAUUCCUACACAGACCAGCUCUAUCUCCUGUGGCUCUUGCUGGUCACUGUUGCCUAUAACUGGAACUGUUGGCUGAUACCACUGCACCUCGUCUUUCCCUAUCAAAUCCCAGACAACAGACACUAUUGGCUUAUUGUGGACAUCAUAUGUGAUAUCAUGUACCUUGGUGAUAUGUUAUUAAUCCAGCCCAGACUCCAAUUUGUAAGAGGAGGAGAAAUUAUCGUAGAUUCAAAUGAACUGAAGAGACACUACUUGAGUUCUUCAAAAUUUCAGCUGGAUGUUGCAUCCAUAAUACCAUUUGAUGUUUUCUACAUUGUUUUUGGAUUCAAUCCAGUAUUUAGAAUGAACAGGAUAGUAAAGUACACUUCAUUUUUUGAGUUUAAUCAUCGCCUAGAGUCUAUAAUGGACAAAGCAUACAUCUACAGAGUCAUUCAAACAACUGGCUAUUUGCUGUUUAUUCUACACAUCAAUGCCUGUGUUUAUUACUGGGCUUCAAACUAUGAAGGAAUUGGCACAACUAAAUGGGUCUAUAAUGGUGAAGGGAACAAAUAUCUAAGAUGUUAUUAUUGGGCAGUUCGAACUUUAAUUGCUAUUGGAGGCCUUCCUGAGCCACAAACUUCAUUUGAAAUUGUUUUUUAACUCUUGAAUUUUUUUUCUGGAAUUUUUGUGUUCUCCAGCCUAAUUGGUCAGAUGCGCGAUAUAAUUGGGGCAGCGACAGCCAAAAAGAACAGCUUCCAUAUCAUGGACCAUAUCACUGCCUACAUGAACAAAUAUUCCAUUCCUCAAAGUGUGCAGAAUCGAGUUCGGACUUGGCUGAAAUAUACAUGGAACUCUCAAAGAAUACUAGAUGAAUCCAGCUUGCUUGAGAACCUGCCAACAGCAAUGCAGUUAUCUCUUGCCAUUGACAUAAACUUCAGCAUCAUCAACAAAGUGGAAUUGUUUAAGGGUUGUGAUACCCAGAUGAUUUAUGACAUACUGCUAAAAUUGAAAUCCAUUGUUUUACCUGGUGACUUUGCCUGCAAAAGGGAAGAAAUUGGUAAGGAGAUGUACAUCAUCAAGCAUGGAGAAGUCCAAGUUCUUAGAGGCCCUGAUGGUUCUCAAGUUCUGGUUACUCUGAAAGCUUAAGCAGUGUUGGGAGAAAUCAGUCUUCUGGCAACAGGAGGAGGAAACCGUCGAACUUCUGACGUGGUAGCCCACAGGUUUGCCAAUCUUUUAACCCUGGACAAAAAGGCUCUCCAAGGAAUUCUUCUGCAUUAUCCAACUUCUAAAAAGCUCCUCAUGAAAAAGCCAGUUCUUCUAAACCAAAAGGGUAAAGUCACAGAGGUAGCCCCUCCAAGAAGACUUGCCUUUCUCUUUCCAACAAAAGAAGAGAUGCCCAAAAUGUUUAAACUUCUCCUGGGAAUCACAGGAAAGAGAGACCUUGGAAGACUCCUCAAAGGAAAGAGAGACCAAACGGCUCAGGAGCUCAAUGUAGUGAAUGCACAGUUCAUCAGAACAAAGGCAAAAACUCCAAAGGAAGAAAAAGUAAAGAAAAAGUAUAUGAAGAUAAAGGACGGACUAGAACCAGCAGAAACACCAGGCAGAUCCAAGUGCAGAGCAAGUUAUAGCACAGUGGAAGAAAGAUCCCAGUCCAUUAGAAAGACAGUUUUACCCAGAACAACAUCCGGUCAAUCGCUCAUCAUCAGCAUGGUUCCUGCUACCGAAGCCGGGAAAGAGGUGCCGACCAUUGAAGUCAAAGAAAAGGCUAAGCAGUAA
Nannospalax galili (Upper Galilee mountains blind mole rat) is the source of this 2256-nucleotide messenger RNA. RefSeq names its product cyclic nucleotide gated channel subunit beta 3 (gene Cngb3). The record is from RefSeq and is a predicted model, not a curated record. Gene Ontology annotation, cellular component: plasma membrane; photoreceptor outer segment; intracellular cyclic nucleotide activated cation channel complex. Lineage: Eukaryota; Metazoa; Chordata; Mammalia; Rodentia; Spalacidae. Gene Ontology annotation, molecular function: cGMP binding; intracellularly cAMP-activated cation channel activity; intracellularly cGMP-activated cation channel activity. Gene Ontology annotation, biological process: monoatomic cation transmembrane transport.